AUGUCGCCGACCAGUCAUCAUCGUGUCAUCGUCAUCCUUGUCAUCGCACUCUGCGUCACGACGGCGCUGACCGCGGGAAACGCGACACCACUGCCGCCGACUCGCUUUCGCGCGGCCAACAUACUGGCCGUGGAAACCGUGCCGGGCCGAAGCCAUUGGAACUUUAUGAGCGCCGUUCUGCGGGCGCUCACUGACCGCGGCCACUCGGUGGUGGCGUUCACGUCGUACCCGGCGCAGCGUUCGUCGUCCACGCAUGGCAAUUACACAGAGGUGGACACGUCCGCCGUGCUGCUCCGGCACGCCGGCGAACUGGCCACCCGCGUGCUGUCUGACUACAGCCGGCUGUCGUACAUCGUGCCGUCGGUGGUCCGAUGGAGCAGACAGUUCUGCGACGCGGUGUACGACAUGGAACAGAUCCGGGCGCUCAUGGUCAACGGCACCGACACGGCAGCCAGGUUCGACCUACUGGUCACCGAGCCGCUGGGCUCCGAGUGUGUGGCACACCUUGCCGCCGCCAUUGGGUUGCCCAUGGUGUACGUGGUACCGACGCCCAUGAUCACGUACAUGCAACCGUCCAUCGUCGGCCACUCGGCCAACCCGGCGUACGUGCCGCACCUGCUCUACGGCUCGGCGGUCCGGGCGUUCCGGCACAGGUUGGUCAACACGGCCAUGUACGCCUAUGGACGGCUGGUCAGGUGGUACGCCGAGCUCACGGCACUGCGGCGGCCGUACGAUGUCGGCGAGCCAGCCAAGCCUUCAGUCGUGUUCGUCAACAGCCACCACGUCACAGAGCCCACUAUGUUACUUCCCACCAACGUCAUACACGUUGGUGGAAUACACUUGGACCGAGACGGCGGAGCACUGCCGACUAAUAUAUUAGAAUUUAUUGAGGAUUCCCCACAUGGCGUUAUUUAUUUUACGUUCGGAUCAGUCAUAGCCAUGUCAAGUUUACCAGACCACAUUCAGGAUACAUUUAAAAACGUAUUUCGACAAAUUCCUCAAAGAGUUUUGUGGAAAUAUGAAGGUGAAAUGAAAGAUAAACCGGACAACGUGAUGAUAGGCAACUGGUUUCCUCAACGCGACGUUCUGUUGCACCCAAACGUCAAAUUGUUCAUAAGUCAUGGAGGCAUAUCUGGCGUGUACGAAGCAGUAGACGCGGGUGUUCCUGUUUUGGGCUUUCCGCUUUACUACGAUCAACCGAGAAACUUGCAAAGUCUAGUGGACGCGGGCAUGGCAAUCACAAUGGAAUUAUUGUCGAUCACCGAAGAACGAUUUCUACACUCCAUCAAGGAACUUUUACACAAUACAAAUUACACAAAAAAUGCUAUAAUCACCGCGGACCGUUUCAGAGACCGUCCUAUGACUCCUCAAGAGUCGGUCGUCUAUUGGACGGAGUACGUGCUUCGUCAUAAAGGUGCCCACCACUUGAAAUCCGAAGCACUGAACCUCACUUGGUAUCAAUACAUGUUACUGGAUGUGAUUUUUGUCGUUGUCGUGUCCUUCCUUAUCUUAAUGUGCAUGAUUUAUAAGACAUAUAGAUUAUUUUAUUUGCAUAUCAUGAAUUAUUUGAUUAGAGCCAAAAUUAAGCAACGAUAG
Macrosiphum euphorbiae (potato aphid) is the source of this 1596-nucleotide messenger RNA. NCBI's taxonomy places the organism in Eukaryota, Metazoa, Arthropoda, Insecta, Hemiptera, Aphididae. The record is from the annotation of a GenBank genome assembly.